UUCCCCCGAGCGAGGCCUGCGUGCACAGAGCCUACGGGGGCCAUAUAAACCUGUCCCCAAUGUGCCUUGCUCUCCGCCCCGUGAAAGCAAAGCAAAGUCUCACCACCCAUGUUGGCUAUAUAUAGAGGAGCGUCACGCGUAGCGCCCCGGGUGACCCGGCUCGUGCCCCGGACUUUUCAGCACAAACCAUUCAGACAAACGAAAAUGAACUUGAUGACCAUUUCGCAGCUGUUGGACGAGGCGUACAACAAGCAUCAGAUCGUGCCGGAGGUCGUAGACAAGUUCGACACGCAGGGCUUGUUGACCAUCGAAUACGGCCCAGACGGCCAAAGUGGCGAAAACGGGGAAAACACCCAAAACGGUGAAAACACCCAAAACUCCCAACACUCCCAAAACUCCCAAACUGUCCAGGUCACGCUCGGCAACACGCUCUCGGUCAAGGACACGCAGCAGCGGCCACAAAUCCAGUUCACGCUCAACCUGCCCAAUCCGGAAAAGGAGUUGCUGGUGAGUUCCGAGGACCGGUUCAUGUUGGUGUUGACGGACCCGGACGCGCCGUCCAACACCGACCACAAGUGGUCGCAGUAUUGCCACUGGAUCGCCACGGACUUGUCGUUGAACUCGCGCGCCAACGGCGGCGACAGCUUGUCGACCAUGUUGGACUUUUCACAGGCCCGCGAGCUCGUGCCCUACCAAGGCCCGGCGCCCCCGGAGAAAACCGGCAGGCACCGGUACGUGUUUUUGUUCUAUAGGCAGGACCCCCAGGCCAACUUGGUGGCGCCCCCGGACCGGCCCACCUGGGGCACGCUGGUGCCGGGCUCGGGGGUCCGCGAGUGGGUGCGGAAGCACGGCGGGCGCAGCGAGUUGCUCGCGGUCAACUUCUUCUAUGCCCAGAAUCCCGUCCAGGAGUGAGCGUGCCGACGAGGCUCCGAAGGGAUGGGAGGCGGAAGCCGGCGUGGGUUCGAGGCCCCCGGGCGAGGCCAGAAGGAGGCCUAUGAGAGCCAGAAGGAGGCCUAUGAGAGCCAGAUGCCAGAUGAAACGCACAUGAAACCCACGUCAAACCCACAGCCACACCAGUCACCACCGGGCCGCCCGGGCCAGUGAAACCACCGGCAAGUAGAUUGCACUAUACACGUGACCCCCGCCCCCGGCGCCAUUCACCGCCACCGCGCAGAACUGUAGUCUUUGGGGCUCACCACCAACCCCUUGCCCUUGGUGGCGCCGCGGUAGAUGGUCUCGAGAAUGUCGAUCAUCUCCUGCUUGUUGUCCACGAGGAAAUUCAUCUUGUUGUUGUUGCCCGUGC
Molecule: messenger RNA, 1303 nt
Organism: Metschnikowia bicuspidata var. bicuspidata NRRL YB-4993
Lineage: Eukaryota; Fungi; Ascomycota; Pichiomycetes; Serinales; Metschnikowiaceae
Gene: TFS1
Product: Tfs1p
Exons: 2
Coding region: 109-912 (267 amino acids)
Biological process (GO): regulation of proteolysis; regulation of Ras protein signal transduction
Molecular function (GO): phospholipid binding; peptidase inhibitor activity
Source: RefSeq, a predicted model, not a curated record